UCAGUCUUUCGUCCGCCUCGCGCAUCCUCAGGCCUCUUUUGACUCGGCUUGCAAAGAUGGCGGAUGCACAAACCGAGAGGGCUUAUCAGAAACAGCCCACCAUCUUCCAGAACAAGAAGCGUGUUCUGGCUGUAGAUGGUGGCAAGGAGGGCAAAGAAAAGCUCCCCCGUUACCACAAGAGUGUCGGGCUGGGCUUCAAAACCCCAAGAGAGGCUAUUGACGGCACUUAUAUUGACAAGAAAUGCCCCUUCACUGGAAAUGUCUCCAUUCGUGGCCGUAUCCUCUCAGGCGUGGUGACCAAAAUGAAGAUGCAGCGGACCAUUGUGAUCAGACGCGACUAUCUGCAUUACAUCCGCAAGUACAACCGCUUUGAGAAGAGGCACAAGAACCUCUCGGUCCACCUCUCACCUUGUUUCAGGGACGUCACAGUCGGAGACAUCGUCACCGUUGGAGAGUGCCGACCACUCAGCAAGACGGUCAGGUUCAACGUCCUCAAAGUCACAAAGGCUGCUGGAGCCAAGAAACAAUUCCAGAAAUUCUAGGUGUGAGAUGAUUCAGAAAUGUUGAUUUCUCACUGUUGAAUAAAGAAAACAUUGUUUAAAUGUU
Molecule: messenger RNA, 606 nt
Organism: Periophthalmus magnuspinnatus
Lineage: Eukaryota; Metazoa; Chordata; Actinopteri; Gobiiformes; Gobiidae
Gene: rps11
Product: ribosomal protein S11
Exons: 5
Coding region: 57-542 (161 amino acids)
Biological process (GO): translation
Cellular component (GO): cytosolic small ribosomal subunit; ribosome
Molecular function (GO): structural constituent of ribosome
Source: RefSeq, a predicted model, not a curated record